This is a messenger RNA of Mirounga angustirostris (Northern elephant seal), 9527 nucleotides long. RefSeq names its product zinc finger protein 33B. The coding region runs from base 55 to 3159 and encodes 1034 amino acids. Gene Ontology annotation, molecular function: DNA-binding transcription factor activity, RNA polymerase II-specific; RNA polymerase II cis-regulatory region sequence-specific DNA binding. The record is from RefSeq and is a predicted model, not a curated record. The transcript has 4 exons. Gene Ontology annotation, cellular component: nucleus. Lineage: Eukaryota; Metazoa; Chordata; Mammalia; Carnivora; Phocidae. Gene Ontology annotation, biological process: regulation of transcription by RNA polymerase II.
CCCCACACCCCGUUUUCUUCAGUUCUCGCGUGGGAGGCUAUUCUCGGGCCGCUUAUGCUCUGCGCUUUUCUGGGGCCGGUGCUUCACGACGACGGAGCGACAGGGUAUUGUGUUACCAAACCAGAGGUGAUCUUCAGGCUAGAGCAAGGAGAGGAGCCAUGGAUAUUGGAGGAAGAAUUCCCAAGCCAGAGCUUCCCAGAAAUCUGGAAAACUGAUCACAAGAAAGAAAGGAGCCACGAAAACCAGCCUAAACAUGUGUGGGAAGUUGCAUUCAUCAAUAAUAAAAUGCUAACUAAAGAACGAGGCAACGUAGUAGGAAAACCACAUAACUUGGACACAAACUCUUUUCCUUCCAGCAAAACCCUCUGUCAGUGUGACUCAUGUGGAGUGAGUUUCAACUGUAUUUCAGAAUUGUUUAUCAAUAAGAAAAACUAUUUAGGAAAAAAGACUGAUGAAUUUAAUGCCUGUGGAAAAUUACUACUCAGUAUUAAACACGAGAAAACUCAUACUAGAGAGAAAAGUGAAUUUUUUAAAAAUGGGAAAACUUUCAGUCAUGAUGAGGACCCUAUUCAUCAUGAGAAGAUUCAAACUUUAGAGCAAAAUUUUGAUCAUAACAUUUAUCAAGAAACCUUCCUUGAAAAGGCAAUAUUCAGUACAUACAGGAAAGAGAUUGCAGAAGGGAAUGACUGUGAAUGUAAUGAAUAUGGGAGAACCUUCUUUGAUAAUUCCUCCUUCUUAUUCCACCAGAUAAAUUCCUCAAAGGAAAAUCACUAUGGAUUUAGUGGUUGUGGAAAAUCCUUAUGUGUGAAGUCUACCCUUUUGAAACCUCAUGGGGCACAUAUGAAACACUAUGACUGUAAUGAAAGUGGGAAUAAUUUCAGGAGGAAUUUAUGCCUUUCACAACUUCAGAAAACUCAUAAAGGAGAAAAACACUUUGAAUGUAAUGAAUGUGGGAGAGCGUUUUGGGAGAAGUCCCACCUCACUCGACAUCAGAGGAUACACACAGGAGAGAAACGCUUUCAGUGUAAUGAAUGUGGAAAAACUUUCUGGGAGAAGUCAAACCUCACUAAACAUCAGAGGUCACACACAGGGGAGAAGCCCUAUGUGUGCAGUGAAUGUGGGAAAGCCUUCAGCCACAAGUCAGCCCUCACGUUACACCAGAGAACACAUACGGGGGAGAAACCUUAUCAGUGUAAUGCAUGUGGGAAAACUUUUUACCAGAAGUCAGACCUCACUAAACACCAGAGAACACACACAGGGCUGAAACCCUAUGAAUGCUAUGAAUGUGGGAAAUCCUUCUGUAUGAAUUCACACCUUACAGUGCAUCAGAGAACUCAUACAGGUGAGAAACCUUUUGAAUGUCCUGACUGUGGGAAAUCUUUCUGUCAGAAGUCACAUCUUACACAACAUCAGAGAACUCACAUAGGGGAUAAACCCUACGAAUGUAAUGCCUGUGGGAAAACUUUCUACCACAAGUCAGUACUCACUAGGCACCAGAUCAUUCAUACAGGGUUGAAACCUUAUGAAUGCUAUGAAUGUGGGAAAACCUUUUGCUUGAAGUCUGACCUCACAGUACAUCAGAGAACUCACACAGGGGAGAAGCCCUUUGCAUGUCCUGAAUGUGGGAAAUUCUUCAGCCAUAAGUCUACCCUCUCUCAACAUUAUAGGACACAUACAGGGGAGAAGCCCUUUGAAUGUCACGAAUGUGGGAAAAUCUUCUAUAAUAAAUCAUACCUAACUAAACAUAAUAGAACACACACAGGGGAGAAACCCUAUGAAUGUAACGAAUGUGGGAAAACCUUCUGCCAGAAGUCUCAGCUCACUCAGCACCAGAGAAUUCACAUAGGUGAGAAACCCUAUGAGUGUAAUGAAUGUGGAAAGGCUUUCUGUCAUAAGUCAGCCUUAAUUGUCCACCAGAGAACUCAUACAGAAGAAAAGCCCUAUAAAUGUAAUGAAUGUGGAAAAUCUUUCUGUGUGAAGUCAGGACUUAUUUUACAUCAGAGAAAACACACAGGGGAGAAACCCUAUGAAUGUAAUGAAUGUGGAAAAUCCUUCAGUCACAAAUCAUCCCUCACAGUGCAUCACAGGGCUCACACAGGAGAGAAAUCUUGUCAAUGUAAUGAAUGUGGGAAAAUUUUUUACCGUAAAUCAGACCUUGCUAAACAUCAGAGAUCACACACGGGGGAGAAGCCCUAUGAAUGUAACACAUGUGGAAAAACCUUCUCUCAGAAGUCAAACCUCAUUGUACAUCAAAGAACACACGCAGGAGAAAAACAAAAACCUUAUGAAUGUCAUGAAUGUGGAAAAACCUUCAACCAGAAGUCAGCCCACACAAGACAUCAGAGAACACACACGGGGGAAAAAUCUUGUGAAUGUCAUGAAUGUGGGAAAACUUUCUACAAGAAUUCAGACCUCAUUAAACACCAGAGAAUUCACACAGGGGAGAAACCUUUUGAAUGUCAGGAAUGUGGGAAAUCCUUCAGUGAAAAGUCUACCCUCACUCAACAUCAGAGAAAACACACAGGGGAGAAACCAUAUGAGUGUUGUGAAUGUGGGAAAGCCUUCUCAUUUAAGUCCGUCCUUACUGUACAUCAAAAAACACACACAGGGGAGAAGCCCUAUGAAUGUUAUGAAUGUAGGAAGGCCUUUCUCAGAAAAUCAGACCUCAUUAAACAUCAAAGAACUCACACAGGGGAAAAACCUUAUGAAUGUAACGAAUGUGGGAAAUCCUUCUCUGAGAAGUCAACUCUUACCAAACAUCUGAGAACUCACACAGGUGAGAAACCCUAUGAAUGUACUGAAUGUGGAAAAUUUUUCUGCUACUCCUCGGGUUUCACAGAACAUCAGAGAAGACACACAGGGGAGAAACCUUUUGGAUGUAAUGAAUGUGGGAAAAAUUUCCGUCAGAAGUCAGCCCUAAUUGUUCAUCAGAGAACUCACAUAAGACAGAAACCUUAUGAAUGUAAUGAAUGUGGAAAAUCAUUCUGUGUAAAGUCAAAACUCAUUGCACAUCAUAGAACACACACGGGGGAAAAACCCUAUGAAUGUAAUGUUUGUGGAAAAUCAUUCUAUGUGAAGUCUAAACUCACGGUACAUCAACGAACACAUUUGGGGAGAAACCCUAUAAAUGUAAUAAAUGAGGGAAAUCACUCUGGGUGAAGUCAAGAGUUUAUAGAAAAAGAACACAAAUGGGGAGAAAAAUCCAUUGAUACAAUGAUUUUAAUAACAUCUUUGGUCUAAAGUCAGUUCUCACAAUAUAGCAGAGAACUUAACAGAGGGGAGAGAAUGAUAUGAAGCUAUGGAAUAUAGAAAACUUUUGUGUUGGAAUUUGAACCAUACUGUAUAUCAGAAAACUCAGUGGAGAAAACCUAUUGGUGAAUGAAUAUAGGGAACCUUUUGCCCAAAGCCACACCUCACUAAACAUCAAAGAAAACACAUAAGUUAGAAACCUCUAUCAGCAUUCGUAGGGUAGAGAAGACUUUAUCCACGGGCCUUAGAAAAUGCACAAAUUAUAGGAAACUAUAGGAAAAUAUUUACUCUGAGGUGAUGACUUGUGUGAAGUGCUUGAAGUAGGAUCUGGUCGAUGUUGGAAAUUACUAGAGAAAAUAUUUUAAAUAUGUGGAAGCUUUAAGUUAAAUCUAAGCUUAUACAUCAGAGAUUUUGAAGGGUUUCUAGCAAUUGAGGAAAUGUGGAGAACUUUUCAUUUAGAAAUAGUGUUUUAUUUUUGUAAAGAUACACUUUGGCCCCUUGCCAGGUCCGUUGUUCCCCUCUGUUUAAGGUAUUAGACGUGAAAACACACCACACUGGGAGCACAGUUGUAAGCACGUCUGAGGCUUAUUGUUCAGGCAUAUGCAAAACAAGAGAAGAUUUUUAGCAAGAGGACCCACCAACAGGACUUUCUGAUGUCCAGGUAAAAAAGAGAGAUUUUGGAUCUGGUGACACAUGUAGGAGUAGCUUGCCAGCAGGAUGUUUUAGUAAUUCUGGGAUAGACUGAUUUUGAGUGGCUCAUCCUGGAAUGGUGGAUCAAAGGGGAAAGGUGAGUUGCUAUGCAUGCAACAUAGUGAAUGUAGGAAAAGUGAGUGUGGAGCAUAGGUGGUUUCUUCCCUGGCAAGUGUCAUCCUGUUGUGAGUGACUUACUGCACCCAACUCUAUUUCUCCACAUACUUAACACCUUUCAUAUGUGAUGUAACAAUUUAAAAAAACUGAAACAAUUAUAUAUGAAAAUGCAUUCUUAAAUAUAGAGCUUUAAAAAAGCACAAGUAGAUACUACUACUGGGUGGGUUAUAGUAGCUUACAGCAGAUCAGUGUACUAACUGAGAACAACUAGAAAAAUAUCACAAAAAGCAUCUAUUUGAAUGCAGCCUAUUGCUGCAGAAGCAAAGAGGACUAGAGGUAACAUUCAGGAGAGGAGUGAAUCAUAGAAAGUACACGGGCAAAAUGCAGCUGUUUUACCUGGGAGCACUUGCCAGUUCUGGCCACAGAGAGGAGCCUGAGUAUUGAGCGUGGCUCAGGUGGAGGCUGGAACUCUUAGGAGGGCAGAGACGAGAGCCAGCAGAGCUUUUGGCCGUCAAGGCUGGAGUGAAAAAUUCUUAAACAUUAGAGGUCAGACACAUAGACAGUUUUUAAGGAAAUUUUUAGAAGACUGACUCAACACAGGGCAGGAGCCUGAAAAGCAAAGCUGAAAGUAGAUUUUUUUUCAGUACUAAGAAAAAAUGAUUAGAAUUUGGGAACUGCCAGUAGUUUGGGCCCUUGCUGAGCACAGCAUGCUAUCAGUAAAAGCAAGGUCAUAUCAGAGGUAGAUUGUACCUUAUUGCAAUUGCAAAUGAUACCUGGUAUUUAAAAAAAAACAAAAAACAAACAGAAACCUGCCCAGAAAGAAAACUCUUAAGAACAGAUGGCUUCACUGUAGUUAUUCCAAAUAUUUAAGAAGGAAAUGAUACCAAGCUUUUAUGAAUUUUUCCAGAGAAAGGAAGAUGGAACUUUUCUAAUUCAUUUUGUGAGCUCAGUAUAACCUUGAUGCCAAAACCUGUAAAAGACAUUUCAGGAAAGUAAAGUUACCAGUAUUUUAUGAAUUAAGGUGCAUAAUCCUAAAUUUAAAAAAAUCCAGUCAUAUCCAUGGACCAAGUAAUGUUUAUUAAAGAAGCCAAAGGAUUUAAUAUUUAAAAUGAAAUCAGUUUGGCCAGUUCUUCCUCUCAUGUUCUUCUUUCUCCCUUGUGCUUUCUGUAUUUCUCUCUUGCCUUCCCUUCCUAGAGUGGACGUCAGAACAGGCCUGCGUUGGGGGAUGAGAAAGGUAUUGUGGUGAGGUGCACACCUGCAUCAGGAGUGUUGAGGGCAGCUGGAAGAGACGAUCAGCAUGGCUGAAAUAUUUAACAUUGAGCAAAUAAAAUGUAUUGCGGAUGAUGAGAGCCAGAUUGGAGAAGGCUUUCAUAAAAAUGGAGAAGGGGAAAGUUAGAAAACCCCGGAGUGUUGGAUUGAAAUGUAACUCAUAGAAGUGUGUGUGUGUGUGUGUGUGUGUGUGUUAUGGAUCUGUCUGCUGAGAGGGCCUGCGCACAUUGAUACCCCAGGCGCAGUGAGCACACCCAAGUGCCAGUUUACUAAUUUCUAAAUGCUGUCCUCCACCAAAAAAGAGACCAAGUUUCUGGAGUGAUGGCAGGUUCCAGGUCAGAGAUAGGAAGAAAUAUAAGAUGAACCUGAAUCAUCUUACCUACCAGACAGAAAAUGUUCAGAGACUCUUGGAGACAAAAGUACCAUCUUGGACAGGUUCCACUGGCCAAAUGUGAGACAGUUCGGACAAAAAAUAACAAUAGCAUCAGAAUACAAGAGACUUAAUAAAAUGUGAAUCCAUUAAUUUAUAGUGAUAUAAAUAAAUGAGUAAAUUCAUGGAGAAGGGAAAACUUUUCUUUACAGAAGAUGCCAAUUAAUGUAGGGAGAAUAAUGGAAAUAGGAAAACACCAUAGCAGCCAUCAGAGUGGUGGUUGAUUUAGGUGGUAGUUGCCAACAUAAGCUAGAGUGUGUGGGUAGAGGUUUGAUGAAGAAUAUGAUAUUAACAUAAUCUUCAGAAAUUUCCCCACAAAAUACUAAUCAGCUGCAAAGGUGAAAGUGGUAAUUUUAUGAUUAAACCCGGCAGAAACCAACAUGAUUAGGUGAUCAAAGUUCACCUCACCAGUGGGGUAGGACAGGUCAACACGAUGUGUCCCCUGAUGGGAUGCCCUGAGAAGAGCCAGCAUCAUCUGUGUGGUAUUUUUGCCAAGAAAGCAUGACCUGUGUUUGCUUAGGAGAUACCAGGUGAACCCAUUUGAAAGGUUAUUUUACUGAAUGCAAAGCCUAUUGUCUUUAAAAAUGUGAAGGACAUGAAAACUGCUCCAGAUUGGAGGAAACUGAUCUAUUUUAAAGAUUUAUUUAUUUAUUUACUUUAGAGAGUGAGUGAUCGAGUGAGUAGUGGGAGGGGCAGAGGGAAAGAAUCUUCAAGCAGACUUCCUGCUGAGUGGGGAGCCCUAUGUGGGGCUUGAUCUCACGACCCUGAGAUCAUGACCUGAGCCAAAACCAAGAGUCGGACUCUUAACCGGCAGAGCCACCCAGGUACUCUGAGACUGGAGAUAUUUUAAAAUAACAAAAAGGAAGACUAGACAUUGUUAGAAGAGUUGGCAAAAUUCAGCAUAUGGAUUGGAUGGUGGUGUUUAUCAGUGUUUAUCUCCUGACUUGGAUGAUUGUUGGGUGCCUUUGUGGAAGAUACACCCUGGAGUAGGUAGGGGUAAUGGAGCCUCAUGUCUGCAGCUUAUUUUCAGAUGCUUUAGAGAAAGACUAAUAAUUUGUGUGUUUGAGUGCAAGUAUGCGAGGGACAGAUGGAGGAGGCGCAGUGCAGUUAGGAGAAUCGGAGUGAGGGGGAUAUGGGAGUCUUUUUGGUAUUAUGCUUGUGACUUAAGUGUGAAGUUAUUUCAGAAUAAAAGUUCAAGUUAAUUGACGUAACCUACCACAUCGGUAGAAAAAGCAAGUAAAGCCACUUGAUUAAUUCAAUAGAUGCAGAAAACAUAUUUGAUAAAACUUUACACCCAUUUGUAGUUAAAAAACAAAACUAGGAAUGGAAGGAAAGCUCGUCAAAAACAAGGAAACCAACAUAGAGCAAACAUCAUACCAAGUAGACAAAUACUGAGAUAUCUCUUCCUGAUAUGAAUGAGACAAGAAUGCUUAUUACCACUUCUGUUUAACAUAGGACUGAAGGCUCUAGCUUAUCAGUAAGGCAAAAAGGAAAAAGAAGUGUAAGGCAUAAAACUGGGGAGAUUGAAGCACAACUCAUUGGUAGGUGGUAUCAUUGCAUAGAAAUGUGAAAAAAAUCUAUGGAGACGUCAUUAGAAGUAAGUGAAUUAGCAAACUCACUGUACAAAAAUUGUUUCUAUAUAUAAACUACAAAUAGAAAAUAAGUGAUACCAGGAAAGUUGUAUCCACCCAGGAUAGGGUAGCAGAGACCAGAUUUACCUGCCUGCCUAAAACACAGGGAAAAGGGAAACAGAUAAAAUCUAGGAAAUCAUUGUUUUCAUGUCAGUGGACAUUAGGCAGUGAUCCCUGUGGGUGAUAAGUUCACUACAUUGUGGUGAUGCUUAUACAGGUGUAUUAAAUUAUAUCAAGAUGUACACUUUAACUACUGUUACAUUGCUGUUAGGUUUACAGUAGUCCUAAAACAGUAAGUUCUAGAAAUCCAAAAACUUCAUUGCCAAAUUAAAGGAUGUUGAAGACCAAAAUAAAUGGAAGGAUAUACUCACUGUGUUGAUGACUUUGAAGACUCAUUCCCCCCUCCCCAAAUUGAAUGGUAGAUUCAGUGCAACCCUAAAAACCAUCUAGCAGCUAAUUAGAAAUUAGCAAGUCUGAAUUUAAAAUGUAUAUGCAGAUUCAAUGACUAACCCUAGCUAAGACAACCUGAAAAUAGACAAAUAAAUCUACAGGACUUAGACUGCUGGAUAUCAAGAUGGUGGUUCAGGCACAAGCAUAAACAAUAUCCAGAAACAAGCCCCAAUAUAUUUGUCUAUGACCAAGGUGACACUGUGAUAUCGUGGUAAAAAGAUGACAUUUUUGGUAAAUGGUGCUGGGUUAAUUGGCUCUCUGUAUGUGUAAGAAAAACACUUUGUAGCCACCCACCAUACACAGAAACUCGUUUCGUAUGGAUUUACAUCUAAAUGUGAAAGGUAACACUUUCAGAAGAAAAUAUAGGUGAGCAUCAUGACUUUGGCUAAGACACCUUAAACAAGAAACCAAAACCAUAGAUAGAUUCGACUACAUUAGAAUUAAGAACUGUUUGUUCAAAAACAAAAACCAAAAAAAACAUAGGAGUUAAAAGACUGGGAGAAGAUAAUUGCAAUGCAUAUCUCAAACCAAGGACUCUUCUACAGAAUAUAGAAGGAACUCCAGCAAAUCAGCAAGAAAGAGAAAAAUGAGCAGCAGAUUGAACAUAAUUCACAGAGUAUACUUAAAUGAUCAGUAAAUGUGGAAAGUUGCUCAAUUUCAUUAGUCAUCAAGGAAAAGCAAAUUCUAACAAAUAUGCAAUACCACUGCACACCAGAAUGACUACAGUGAUAAAACACCAACUGAUAAUGAAGAUCUGAAGCAACUGGGACUAAUAAAAGUUUGGUGGGAAUGUAAGUUGUGCACUUUGGAAAAAUGAACUCUUUCUACUAAAGCUGAACAUACAUGUAAAUUUUGGCUGUGUAAUUAUACUUCUAGGUGUAUCUCGAACAGAAAUAUAUGUUUCCUGAAAGAACAAUCAUGGUGGUAGUAUUCUCAAUAGCCCAGAAGAAGUAGAAAUAGCAUGAAUGGGCACCAACACUGAAAUGCAUGCAUAAAUUGUGCUCUUCAUUCAGUGCUGUAUUCUACAGCAGUAGGAAUGAAUGAACCACAAUUGUAUGCAUGCAAAAGAAACAACACAGAAGAGUAAGUGCUGUGUUUUUCCACUCAAGAAGCAGGCAGAUGUAAUACAUGGUGUUAGAAGUUGGGAUGGUGGUUGCCUGGAUGGUGGCAGGUUGCAGAGAUUGACUUAAGGGGGCUUCUCUGGUGCUAAUAGUAUUCUUUUUAUCUCAAUAUUGAUUGUAGGUGUAUUCAAUUUACAAAAUUUAUUGUGAAUUAUUUAUAUAUAUUCAUGUUUGAGUGUAAAUGUUCCUUAAUAAAAGCAGAAAGUCUGACAUUGUUCGCUCUCUGCUAAGAUUCCUCCAGCAGCUUCCCAUCUCACUUAAAAACACAGCACACCAUGAAUAAUUAGGAUAACAGCAGUGAGCAUGUGUGUGAAGAAUCCCUGUGUGAUAAGUGCUUAUCUCUGUGAGUUUACUACAUAAAAUAUUUUGUUCCCUUCACUAUGUGACAGAUAACAAUGGUGUUCCUUAUUAAAAGCUAACCAAUUUAUCUUAUUCGAUAUAUAUGUUAAGUGAAAUAAUACUCCACAAUUUUACCACAUCUCCUAUGUGUUCUCUCACAGUUUCCUGGCAUAUAAAAGUGGAUAUGGCCAGUAUUAUGUAUUGAUUUUUCAAUAAAGAAUUCAAACAUUG